Messenger RNA from Ictidomys tridecemlineatus (thirteen-lined ground squirrel), 1147 nucleotides. NCBI's taxonomy places the organism in Eukaryota, Metazoa, Chordata, Mammalia, Rodentia, Sciuridae. The record is from RefSeq and is a predicted model, not a curated record.
AGAUGCAGGUGAAGAAGAUCAACUGGGAAGCGAGGACCAUCUCUUCCAGAAGAAAGGAAUGCAGAAUAAUAGUGACAGAAUAAUACAUGAAUCCAAGACCCCUUCCCGCUGCUGUGGGCUCCAGAAUUUCUUUAUAGGAUGCCUGGACAAGGCAGUUGUGGGGAACAAGGCUUCUUUUAGCAUCAUCCGGUUAACACCAGAGUGAUUAGACUGAGUAGAUAUGAUGGAGACAAAUGAGACACAGGUGACUGAGUUUGUUCUCACGGGACUUACAGACCAUCCAGGGCUGCAGGUGCCCCUGUUCCUGGUGUUCCUUGUGAUCUACCUCAUCACCAUGGUGGGCAACCUUGGCCUGAUUGCUCUCAUCUGGAAGGACCCCCACCUUCACACCCCUAUGUACUUAUUCCUCAGUAGUUUAGCCAUGGCUGAUGCGUGUACUUCAUCCUCUGUGACCCCCAAGAUGCUUAUCAACAUUUUAUCUAAGAAUCAUAAGAUAUCCUUGGUUGAGUGCUUCAUCCAGUAUUAUUUUUUUUGUAACAGUGCAACCACAGAAAUUUUUCUCCUGUCAGUGAUGGCCUAUGAUCGCUAUGUAGCAAUAUGCAAUCCCUUGCUUUACCCAGUGGUGAUGUCGAACAGACUCUGCACUUGGCUGAUAAGUAUGUCAUAUGUAAUUGGUUUUCUGCACCCCAUAAUUCAUGUAGGAUUAUUACAUAGAUUGACUUUCUGUAGGUCCAACAUAAUAGACCAUUUCUACUGUGAAAUCUUGCCACUGUUUACAAUUUCUUGCACUGACCCAUCUAUUAAUGCAUUAGUGACUUUUAUAUUUGCCACUUCCAUACAAGAGUUUUCACUUCUGAGUAUCAUAGUCUCUUAUGCCCGUGUCCUCUUUGCCAUCCUGAAAAAGAAGUCUGAGAGGGGAAGAAGCAAAGCCUUCUCUACCUGUGGGGCCCAUCUGCUCUCUGUAUCUUUGUUCUAUGGCACUCUCUUCUUCAUGUAUGUGCGCCCUGGGUCAGGUCCAGAUAAAUAUCAAAAUAAAAUGUAUUCACUGUUCUACACCAUUAUAAUUCCCCUGCUAAAUCCUUUCAUUUAUAGCCUGAGAAACAAGGAAGUUUUAGGUGCACUGAGAAAAGUGAUGAAGAAAUAAAUA